CUCGAAACUAGGAAAUGUUUCCCAUAGAGAAAUAUUUCCAAUACACUGCCAUUGCAGAGGGACUGCGAAAGGAGGUCGCAGUCUCCUUAUGUCGCUGCCUCCUCGGCUUGAGGGGCCAUUAAUGACAUCUAGGGAUUUUAAUUUUCUUUUUGGGGGGGGGAGUUUGCAAUCCGAAACCGACUGGCUUUGUCUCUGUUAGUGGGGAAUGAGCGACGAGAAAAGCCCGGGCAACUGCAAGAGAAACUCUGGGUGUUCCAGUAUUGAGCAAAUGCUGGCUGUGAACCCCGGGAAGACGCCGAUCAGUCUGCUGCAGGAGUAUGGAACGCGGAUAGGCAAGACCCCGGUGUAUGACCUCCUGAAGGCCGAGGGCCAGGCCCAUCAGCCUAACUUCACCUUCCGCGUCUCCGUGGGCGACAUCAGCUGCACCGGCCAAGGGCCCAGCAAGAAGGCCGCAAAGCACAAAGCCGCCGAGGCAGCCCUCAAAAUGCUUAAAGGGGGAAUAGGGGGAGUCGCUGGAGUAGAGAGUUUUGCUGGAGUCGACAUGUCUUUAGAUGGAGAAUGCAUCCCAGCAGAAAUGAAGUCAACCAGCUCUACUCAGCAAGUCGAGUGCAAUCCAGUAGGAGCGCUACAGGAGCUUGUGGUGCAGAAAGGCUGGCGUUUGCCUGAGUACACGGUGACACAGGAGUCCGGGCCUGCCCAUCGUAAAGAGUUCACCAUGACCUGCCGCGUGGAGAGAUUUGUUGAAAUCGGCAGUGGUACAUCCAAGAAGCUUGCCAAGCGCAACGCAGCAGCAAAGAUGCUCUCCAGGAUCCAUGACGUGCCAGUGGAUCUGCGCAGCAGCCAUGAAGCUGAGGCGGAGGACGAUACCUUCACUAUGCAGCACCGUUUGGAGGGUGGGAAGUGCAAGGGCUUUGGCUGCACCUGGGACUCGCUCCGCAACUCGGCCGGCGAGAAGAUCCUGCAGCUGCGCAGCCACCCACUGGCCACGGCCAGCUCCACCGCCAACUUUUGCUCCCUGCUACACGACCUGUCGGAGGAGCAACGCUUUGACGUCAGCUACCUGGACCUGGAGGAGCGCAGUCUGAGUGGCCUGUGCCAGUGUCUGGUGGAGCUCUCCACCCAGCCCAUAACCGUGUGCCACGGCUUCGCCCCCAGCCUGGAUGCCGCCCGGGCAAACGCUGCCCACAAUGCACUUCAGUACCUCAAAAUCAUGGCAGGUGGGAAAUGACCCUGUUCUGCUGACGAGACCUCACACUUUUUUUCUUUCUUUCCCUUUUUCUCUACCCCCUCUAUUUGAAGGGGCUGUUGUUAGAAAUGGUUAAGGUGACCUUCUCCAAAUCUUGUUUAUGUCCUCAGUUCUGUGAAGUGAGGGUUUGUGUGGGAUUCUGUGACUCCCAGUGAUGUUACUCCAACGUUUCCCCCUGAUGCAAGAUCUCAUUUGAGAGCUGUAGAGCCACCCUAUGGAUUACAAAAUUGAACAAUUCUCCUCCAUCUAGAUUUAGCAUAUAGUGUAGUUAAACUUUGAUAUAAUGUGGCAGUGCAUUAUAUUCAUUUUAAAGUCUAGUUGCACUUGUCCUAUUGAACUAUGUGCUGCACUAGCAAAUGUUAUUACUAUUGAGAGUCCCAUGUUCUUAUUGUUUAUCUUGCAAUUCCCCACUUAUUUUAACAAUUGAUGUUUAAAUUGUCUAUAUAUGUCUAGUGUGUUUAGCUUUUAGCCAUUAACAUGUUUCUAAAUUGUGCUCUUAAACUGCAGUGGCCUUUUUAACCAUGACAUGAAAUAAUUAGCCAAUCUGAUCACUGGCAUUUUUAGAAAUGUGACCUAUCCACUCUCUAGAUUACAAGGGUAAUUGGACAAACUGCUAGUGUUCAUUUUUGUUUUAGUUAUAAUCAGAGUUGGUGACUGACAGAACUAAUUACCUUUUAAGAACAAGCCCAGUUUUAAUAAUUGUUAGACUUAAUAUUUCUGUCCUGUACCCAAAUUUAAAAUGAUGCUCCAAACAUGAUGUGCUAAAACUAUGCUUUUAUGAUCACCUCAGGAAGAUGCACAUAAUGUGCAUUUUCAGCUGCCAAAAAAAUUACUAGACAUCAACUCGACUACAAAGUAUGUGUUAUGUAACAAAUUAGUGUCAUUACUGGCAGAUGUCCCAGUAGAAUCCAUGGGAUUAAAAAGAGAAGGCUCCCUGUUGUGACUCUUUGAGAUAUUUUCUGAAUUUUUAUUAGUCACCAUUUCUGGAAAUGGGCAAUACAUAGAGAGAAACUGGGAAAUGGAGAAAUGAAUGCAUUCUCAAUUGUACAAAUAAUGUUUUGUUGGAUUUUAUUUACUGUAAUACAUUAUAGCAGUCUAACACCUGUCUGCUUUACAACAUUUUCAAAAAAUAAAUUUAAUAAAGUCUUUUAAAUACA
Molecule: messenger RNA, 2403 nt
Organism: Alosa sapidissima (American shad)
Lineage: Eukaryota; Metazoa; Chordata; Actinopteri; Clupeiformes; Clupeidae
Gene: tarbp2
Product: TAR (HIV) RNA binding protein 2
Exons: 7
Coding region: 206-1228 (340 amino acids)
Biological process (GO): regulation of siRNA processing; regulation of viral transcription; regulation of miRNA processing
Cellular component (GO): RISC-loading complex
Molecular function (GO): double-stranded RNA binding; pre-miRNA binding; siRNA binding
Source: RefSeq, a predicted model, not a curated record